CGCUCGGUUUCCACAUUAAACGAUCAUUUUAAGGGCGAACCAAUCAAACUGUAAAUUUAUACAAAUUGAUACUAAACGGGUUAUAUUAAUUUUAUAACAAAAAUUAAGUGUGUAAAUAAGUUUGAGCGGAGUCGUAAUUAAAACUAAUUGGGGGUAAUACAGCGAUAAUUAUUUUGUAUUAAGGCGGCUUUUUGCCGGAAUUUUAUCCUUUUUGACGUUUUGUGAUCGCGGUUUUUUUUUAAUUGUGACGCGGGAAGACUUGUGUUCGAAAUUUGAAAUUUUUAAAUAAUCGCCCGGUGUUCUUUUUGACAAUGCAGGCAGUUUCCUACAUGUGAUUGGAGAAGUGAAUUUCGUAGGAUUUUCGGUGGUGUGUUUUGAAGAAGUUUUUUUCAAUGAUUUGUGAUGCAGUGCUGAGGAAGAUGUCGACAUAGGGGGCGGCCAGGGUUGGCCUUUUGAGGCCAUGCUCAAUAACCUCACGGCAACAGCUUUAGGAGGUCACAAAGAUUCGUGCUCCGAAGAUAGUAAACAGCACGAGAUCAAACCGAAUAUCGAGCGUCCGCACCAUGCGCUCGGCGCCAGACUGCAUAUCGCUCACAACAUACGAACAGAACACUUACAAGGUGGCAUCCACCAACAACACAGUGGGGGGCACAUGGCAACAGUGCCUGUCAGUAUGUCCUCAUCAGCAUCAGAUAGUGAUAAGCCGGCCAAACAGAAGAGACAUCGGACGAGGUUUACGCCCGCACAACUGAACGAGCUAGAGAGAUGUUUUUCCAAAACCCACUAUCCUGACAUCUUCAUGCGAGAGGAGAUCGCGAUGAGAAUCGGCCUUACGGAGAGUCGAGUACAGGUGUGGUUCCAGAACCGUCGCGCGAAGUGGAAGAAACGCAAGAAGAGCACCAACGUGUUCAGGUCGCCUGGCGCUCUGCUGCCGUCGCAUGGCCUGCCGCCGUUUGGAGCCGGCGACGUGUGUAGCCCUGGCGUGUUUGCUGAUCGACCCUGGUCUAUGCCCGCAGGUCUAGGCCAGCUGUCCCAAGGCGGAGUGUCCAUGGGCGGGUUCGGAGCGAGCACGCUGCCGCAGCUCGCCGCCGACCUCAACCCAUCGCUACCCAUCAGUUCUGUUGCGUCCGGACAGCCGUACCAGACGCAUUAUCCCCUUAACUCUUUGGGGGACACUAUGAUGUCCUAUUGCAACAACAUCAGCGGACAGCAGCAGCCGCUAGAGGGCUCCCCCACUCCCCCCCACAUGCCGCACUGCGCCAACAACAACGGCUCGCCCAAUCCUAAUGGAAACAACGGCGAGCAGGCGGAGGAGGAGGUGUGGCGCGGCCACAGCAUCGCGGCGCUGCGGCGGCGCGCGAGCGAGCUGUCGGCCGCCAUCCCGCCCUAUCUGCAGCUCAACUACGACGCGCACAGCCCCGUCUACUGACCGCCAACUUCAACUUGCAAUACUCCAACUCCAAUUAGAAAGAAACGUUCGAUUUUUGAAUUCUGAUCGUCCAACUGCCAGCAUUUGUGGUGACUUUAAUUUCUAAUCUUAUAGGGAAUGUUAAGCGAAGCUGAUUUUAAUUGUGAUUCUACUUCCAGUGAACAGCCAGCAUUUGUUCGAAAUUUGAAUAGUGAUUCCACUUUCAGUGAACGACCAGCAUAUGAUACAAAUUCCAAUUUAAAUAUGGAAUGUUUAAGCAGAGUUAAUUAAAACUCAUUUUAAAUUUGAAUUCUGAUUCUAGCUCUAGUGAACCAGCAUUUGUGGUGAACAUUUCAAAUUGGAAAUGUCAAGCGAAGCUCAAAGUAGAUAGCCAACCAAGAUAUCAACCGAAAACAUUGUGGCUAUUUCAAAUUUGAGUUCGAUCUAUUCUAAUUACAUUUUUCAAAUCCAUUUCGUGAUCAAAAUCAAUGCGAGAGAAUUCCAAAUUUGACUUUGCAGUCGAAUUAGAUUUGAAAAAAAAAAUAUUUUUUUUUAAUUCAAGAUACCAAUAAAAUUCUGUAUAUGUCUAACUAAAGUAGUUCAAGGCAACUUUUCACGUGUAUACGAACUUUUCAAUACGAAUAAGUUAUGCCGAAGUCUGAUUUUCGUAAUUUCAUGCUCUUUAGUAUGGCCAUGAAUUAUAUAUUUCCCAAGAUAUCGAAUAAAAAUGAGCUGUAUUCAGAAAAUAAAUGUAUACGCAUCGUACAAUAAUAAAUUUAAUAAUUAAAUAAUGCUAAGCUAUUUAUUUCUUAAGUGAUUAAUGAAGGUAUUAAAUAGUUUUUAAUUAGAUUUAAUAUUGGUGUAUCUACAAAAAGUUGUGGUAAUCCAGAAUAUAGCUAGUAGGUUUGUUUAAAUACAUUCCAAAUUCAAAAUAUAGGAUAAAUUAAUUGUUAUAGAUUAAAGAAAGAACAGGCUUCUUGUAAUCUGAAAAACAAAUUUGCAACAUGUAAGUUUUGGAUCUCCGUACAACAUUGGCCAGAAAAUUACUUCAUAAUUUUUCCAUACGCCAGGUCAAGCAUCCUUUUUGUUCUGUAUCUAAAAUCUAAAUUUUGUAUGUUUUUUUAACUUAUGAAUAAGAAGCUUGUGGAACCUAUUGCCCUGCAUUUAAUUGAUUAGCAACUAAUCAAUGAAGCCAAAAAGAGAGAGAAUGUGAUAACAGAUGAAAUGUCUCUCUCAGACAUUAUUUUACUAUUUACCUAAUUCUAGAAUAAAAAUACGUCUAUUUUUAUUCUACGCAGAUAUUUCGUUUAAGACGAUAAGUAACAUUGACAACAAAUCCCAGAAGUAAAGUAUAAUUAAUAUAAUAAUAUAAUAUCAGUUGUGGUUAUAUACACCAUUUAUAUCUGUAAAUCCGGGGAUAGUUUUUUUAAACAAGUAUUUUAUCCCGUAUAAAUCGUUUUUAUGGUCAUACUCUUUUACACAGAAACCGAAAAUAUUGUUUAAAUAAUAAAAUAAUGUCUUAAAAGGAACUGUAACUCUAGGUAUAAAGGGUGUUCCAAUCCAAAGUAUUUUGUGUGUGUAAAUGUAUAGUUAGAUAUUAAAAUAUUGUAAGUACAGUUUUUAUUUCGGGAAACUUAAAGCCACUGUUUUUUUUUAAAUAUUUUUGACUUUGUUUCGUAGUGGUUGAUAGUUCCUAUUCAUUUUAACAGAUCCCGAAAUUUUUUUAAAUAUUUUAAAAUACAUAUUUAGUUAUUUUCAUGUCAGUAAAAUAUAAAAAUGACGCUUAAAGAAUAUUAUUAGUUAUUGUCCCUUUGUUUAUAAUUUAUUUUGGAACAUUAACGAUUUCCGUCCGUUAUUUUAUUAAAGAAACAUUUUUUAUUUUGGAAACAAUCAUUGGCAUUUUUCAGAAAAAUAUUAAAUAUGUGUCCGGUUUUUCCUGUUUUAUUAAUUUUACUGUUAUCUAAAAUUAUUUACAUUUACUGUUUGUUUCUGUAACUUUUAUGUUCAUUUUUUUAUAAGUGACGGACUGAGUGAAUAUUUUAGGCAUAAAACGCCCUAAUUAUGUGAAAAGUUCGCUCGCGCUUAUGUAUUGUAUAGUCUACAUCUAGUACACAUUAUGUUAGUUAUCUAAGUAUUAUUAUAUAUACAUACAAUAAAAUAGACAAUGUUCA
Messenger RNA from Plodia interpunctella (Indianmeal moth), 3579 nucleotides. Its product is annotated as homeobox protein orthopedia-like. The record is from RefSeq and is a predicted model, not a curated record. Gene Ontology annotation, molecular function: DNA-binding transcription factor activity, RNA polymerase II-specific; DNA binding. The transcript is spliced from 8 exons. Gene Ontology annotation, biological process: neuron differentiation; regulation of DNA-templated transcription. Lineage: Eukaryota; Metazoa; Arthropoda; Insecta; Lepidoptera; Pyralidae. Bases 461 to 1429 code for a protein of 322 amino acids.